Rhodotorula graminis WP1 is the source of this 489-nucleotide messenger RNA. RefSeq lists its product as uncharacterized. The coding region runs from base 1 to 471 and encodes 156 amino acids. The transcript has 4 exons. NCBI's taxonomy places the organism in Eukaryota, Fungi, Basidiomycota, Microbotryomycetes, Sporidiobolales, Sporidiobolaceae. The record is from RefSeq and is a predicted model, not a curated record.
AUGGGCCUCUUCACCUCGCACAAGGCCGACGAGCACGUCGCACCGCCGCCACCUGCCGCUUCGACCACGACGACGACGACCUCGUCGCACGGCGGCGGGCUCUUCGGCAAGCACAAGACGGCCUCGCCGCCGCCGCCGGCUCCUGUCCAUCAAGAGCCUGUCGAGACGCACAAGAGCGGCGGGUUGUUCGGUCGCAAGAGCAGGUCGAGCGAGGACGAUGUCGGAUCGUCGCACCGGUUCUCAAAGACCGAUAGCCUCCAUGGAGCGCGCACGAAGCUCGAGGCGGCGCAGCACGCUGAGAACGAGGCGGACGCCGCUCUCGCACGCGCUCGUGCGGCCGUCAAAGCUGCGCGCGACGAGAUCCACGCGCUCGAGCGCGAGGCCGAGCAGGAGGCCAAAGCGGCAAAGGAGAAGCAGAAGCUCGCCAAGAGCUACCGCACGGCGGGCGACAAGCUCGGCAGGCAUUCGUAGCCAGCUGGUCGACCUUCC